Molecule: messenger RNA, 2835 nt
Organism: Oenanthe melanoleuca
Lineage: Eukaryota; Metazoa; Chordata; Aves; Passeriformes; Muscicapidae
Exons: 13
Coding region: 292-2022 (576 amino acids)
Cellular component (GO): cytoplasm
Source: RefSeq, a predicted model, not a curated record
GGAACUCAGGGCACGUGGCAGCGUGUCCAAGGGCCUUGGUGACGCGGGCGCUUGGUAACACAGGUGCUGGCAGUGACGCGGCCACGCCACAGUGCUCGGUGCAUGUGAUGGGACAGGACGUGCCAGAGCUGUGCUGUGAGGAGCCCCAUGCAGCCAGCUCGCUCCUUGCUGACCCAGAGCUUUCCCGAGGCACUGCUCCUGCGGCUGGCCUUGCGGCCAGACUGCAGCACUGCUUGACUGGCAGCUUUUCUGGAGCAUAUGUCCUGAAGGUGCCCUUGAGGGCAGACUAGAAUGGCAGGCAGAGUGCUCAAACUCUUAAGAGUGUUUAGGGGGAAAAAACUGCAAGGCCAUGCAGCUGCCCCAGCACAGCAGACUGAUGAGCCAGAGCAGUUCCAGCCACUGCUGGAUGAUGCAGCCGUGGAGCAGACACAAGAGCAGGACCCCGCCCGUGGCCGCUUCCGCAGAGCAGCUCAGAUUUUGCUGAGGUUCCUGAGCACCCGGCGUAGAAAGGCCACCACCAAAGCAACUGAAGGCGCAGCUGAGGCUGACUCCAGGCUGAGCGAGAAGCAAGCAAAGCCUGAUGUUAGCACAGCAUCCACAGAGUGCACAGAAAACUCUCACAGGGCAAUGGUUCACAUGGCAGUGACUCGGGAUGUGGCCAUCAUGAACACUGACUCCGAAGUGGCUCAGGACAUCUCAGAGACUAACACCACUCCCGCUCUGGUUCUUGCUCCCUCCCCGGAUCUUUUCAAGCAGAUGGGUGUUCAUUCUCAGCAGCAGGUGCCAGCCAUGGUGAGGGACAUUCACCAGAGGCUUGUGUCCCGUGGGACUGUGGAUGCCCACAUGCGCAUGAACAUUCUGAGACUGGCUAAAAACCACCCUGCUCAGGUGGUGCUGGCCCUGCUGCGCUGUGCCCCAUCGUGUGACAGAGCUGCUGCAAUGAUAUGGAGAACCAUAGGAUCCUGGGGACCAGUGGCUGAGAGUGUCUUUCCAACACUGCUCAGUGUGAUGCAGGACUGGCCACUGCACAGCAGAUCCACUUCCAGUGGGGACAACAAGGCUGUCUUUGCCCUGGCUGCAACUCUGGUGCUGUGGGUGAUUGCCAAGGUGCCCGAGUGCCAGCACACAAUAAAACUUCAUUCCGCCCACCUGCUGGUGUCUCUGCUCUUCCAAGUUUUCGUCACCACAGAGCAGAUACCGGAGGAGGUCGAUAACUUCUGGAGAGCGUGCUGGGAGGAACACUGCCUUCCCACUAAGCCCAACAGAUUUGCGGUGCAGAACAUCAAGGCCCUGCUCUGCCGCCUGUGGUGUGACGAUGAGGGGCUGUUGGCUCUGGAGCGCAAGCGUGUCUGGGACACCCUGCUCUGUGCCGACACCCACCACUAUGCAGUGGGUCUGCUGGCCAGGGAGGUGCGCCGUGGCUUGAGCCACCUAUGUACACCAAUGACAAUCUGCCUGCUCAAACUGCUCGUCAGGGAGCAGCCCCGCUGGGAUCUGCCUGCCCUGGCUCUCCUUGUGGAGUUCCUGGACUGUCUGGAUUUGAACGUGUGUGCUCGCAGGAUGCUGACAAUCAUGUCCAAGCACCUGCAGAGCAAGUGCACGGCAAGGCGUCGCCUGGCGCUCAGAGGCUUCGUGGCGCUCAGCAAGUCUCCCUUGAUGGCCGAAACCCUUUGUGAAAUGUCACCAAAGUUCCUGGAGCUCCUGAGUGAUGCAGACGGAGAGGUGGUUGGGAUGACCCUCUCUGUCUUCAUGAAUGUGCUCCAGGACAAAGACAUCCUGGUGUCCUCAAGAUGCAGCACCACUGCCCCGAUGCUGGCUGAGAUGCUUGUGCCGCUCUUCAAGAAUGACAACUGGCAUGUGCAGCGGCUUUCCGUUCAGCUGUUUGAAAAGGUGAUGCAGCUAAGAGCGAAGAAGGGAACAAAGCUGUUGAAGACAGUUGUGAAGCAGAGCCUGUUUGCACUGUUCCCUUACUGCCAUGACGAUAACCAGGAUGUGGCAGAGGGAUCUUCAGGCACAAGGUGACGGGGCAGCAGCAAGAGCUCCAGCCCAUCCGUGAGGCCCUUCAAGCGCCUGGCAAAGAAGAGGUGUCUCCUCCUCUCAAUGCUGCUGCAGCUCCAGACUCUGCUGUUGCUGCUCCCAGCUGAGCCUGCCUCCUUCCCUUGUGACAGCUCCCUCCCUUCAGCCCAUCCUCUUUCCCUUCCAGCUCAUGCCUUUGCUUCAUUUUGCUUUAAUAAAGUUUGUCUUGUUCACUUUCCCCCAUGUCUCAGUGGAGCUUUAGUGAGGAAAAUUAAGGCCUGGGACACAAGGGCCCGUGCUGUUGUUUUCUUUCAUGUUGUGUUGUGUCCAGUGUAAUAGGGGAACAAGGGCAGACGAGGCUGAAACAGUCCUUGUCCUGCAGGUCCAGUUGCACAACGUGUUGCAGUUUGUCCUGGUUUGACAGACAGGUGUCUGCUAAGAAAGAAGGAGCCUUGCAUGAAAUGAAAUAUGGUUUCCUGGGUUUAGGGUACAGUUAGGUAUAGGGUUAAGGUUAGGGUUAGGGUUGGGGUUAGGGUAUCUAUACAUUAUGGGAAAUGCCUUUGGAUAAGAGAGGCUUCCCCAGGACCCCCAGUGAGUUGGGUACAACUGUCUCCUUUUGGGUCCCUGUGCUCCUUUCAGUGCUUGAGGCCUGCUGCACUUGGCAGAGGGGCAGGAGAAGGGAGAAGGCUGUGAAGAGCAGCUUUGGCAUCUGCCUGGGCCUGCGCAGACCAGCCCAAGCACGUGCAGUAGAGUGUGUUACUGCCCUUUCAGCAGAGGUCUGAGCUGGAUCAUCUCUGUCCAGCUCAGAGCCGCAAAGCU